UUGGCCACCGUGCUGCAGCUCAGUGUCAGGGUCUUGGCAAUCUUCUUAUAGCCUAGGCCAUCUUUAUGUAGAGUAACGAUUCUUUUUUUCAGAUCCUCAGAGAGUUCUUUGCCAUGAGUUACCAUGUUGAACUUCCAGUGACCAGUAUGAGGGAGUGUGAGAGCGAUGACACCAAAUUUAACACACCUGCUCCCCAUUCACACCUGAGACCUUGUAACACUAACAAGUCACAUGACACCAGGGAGGGAAAAUGGCUAAUUGGGCCCAAUUUGCACAUUUUCACUUAGGGGUGUACUCACUUUUGUUGCCAGCGGUUUAGACAUUAAUGGCUGUGUGUUGAGUUAUUUUGAGGGGACAGCAAAUUUACACUGUUACACAAGCUGUACACUCACUACUUUACGUUGUAGCAAAGUGUCAUUUCUUCAGUGUUGUCACAUGAAAAGAUAUAAUCAAAUAUUUACAAAAAUGUGAGGGGUGUACUCACUUCUGUGAGAUACUGUAUCACGAACACUUUAUGUUUUUGGCUGCGUGGCUGAAUAUUUCAAGUAUGCGUCAUGAUAUUUUUCUUGAUCAUUCAAACACAUUAAGAUGUUUUUUUUUUUUUUAAAUGUAUUUGUAGGCUUUUCGUGCAUUCAUUAAUUUCCUUGGGGCCUCGUGGUUUUUUAAUUAAUUAAUUUUUUUCUUCUUCUUCUUUUUUUUUUUUUUUUUUUUACCGAAUCUCUUAUUGCAUCUUUUACAAACAAGACUGACAACCAUGUUAGAGAACUGUUCCGACACUAAACACAUUUUCAGAGAGGGAUGGAAAGCUGAGUAAUGUUUUGUGUAAUUGACAAAAUAUUAAUAACAUCAGGUAAAAUAUCCAUGCGUGAGCAGAGCAUUCAGACAAUUCUUCAUCACCAGGGUUGCCAGAUUAAGUUACCUCUAUCCCUCCUUAUCGGUUAUUACCAAACGCACAAAAAUCACUUCAAACCAGCUCAAACUAUAACAUCGCCAAAUUAUAUCCGUUAAUUACAGCACAAUGUGUUUAAAAUAGCCCCUAAUUAGACCGGGAACCAUGCCAAACCUGGCAAAACAAUUUAUCGUGAUGCGACCAAGUUGCAUUGGGAUGCUGAUGAUGCUUAUGGUUCUGCGCAUGCGCAGUGUGCGCUUUGCAAUUCCCCCAUUCAUGCACAUCGAUCACAGAGAAGCGGCGCGUCCUCCUCUCCUCUCGCCUUGGCUGCAUCAGGAAUGUGCGCGUAAAACUUCUACCGUGGGAGUACGGACACGCGUUUUCCGUCUUCUCCUGCCAAGCUUUCUCUCUCUUUCUACUCCCUCUCUCUCUCUUUUCCUGUCUCCAUCUCUGUAUCUCAGGGUAAUUCAGGGGAGAGCAGGAGCACUAACCGGCACCAUGACAUAGUCUACACAGAGGAUACACUCUCCCUUCUCUCUGGAAGCUGCGUGUUUUCCUGGUGUGGUGGUAAUCCUCGGUCAUGGAGUUUCCCUCUGCCACCGUUUUUGACCAGCCUAAAGACUGUGCUGAGGAGGUGGACUUGAAUGUGGUGUUCCAAGCUGCGGCUACAGGGGACGUCAACAGUCUGACAGCCACGAUACGUGAGGAUCCCUCCAUUCUGGAGUGUUGUGAUAGUGAAGGAUCAACGCCGCUGAUGCACGCCGUCUCUGGGAGACAGGUGGAUACAGUCAAGCUGUUGCUGAAAAUGGGUGCAUCGAUCAACACUCAGGACGCCUGUGGCAGGACUUCACUUUCCCUCGCUACAUACUUGGGCUGGCUGGAAGGCUGCGUGUGUUUACUACGAAAUGGAGCAAAACAGAACAUCCCUGAUAAGAACGGUCGCUUACCGCUUCAUGCUGCUACAGCUGAAGUCGAUCUCAGACUCAUGGCUGUGUUAUUGCAACAGUCAACACUGUGUGAAAUAAAUCAUCAGGACAAUGAGGGAAUGACGGCGCUUCACUGGGCAUCCUUCCAUAACCGCCCGGAGCAUGUACAGGCCCUGCUGCAAAAAGGGGCGGAUCCCACCCUGGUCGACAAAGACUUUAAAACUGCACUUCACUGGGCUGUGCAGAGUGGAAGCAGAUUUAUGUGCUCACUAAUUCUUGACCAUCACCUUGGUUCCACUGUCAUAAACUACGACGACGAGAAUGGCAAGACCUGCGUUCACAUUGCCGCCGCAGCAGGUUACAGUGACAUCAUCUACGAGCUUGCACGCGUCCCUGAAACCAAUCUGCAGGCUCUUGAUGUAGAUGAGCGGACGCCUCUGCACUGGGCAGCUGCAGCAGGAAAGGAAGAGUGUGUGCAAGCUUUGUUACAGCUGGGCGUGGAGCCUGGGCCAAGAGACAUCAACGAGAACACGCCACUGACGUACGCCAUGUACUGCGGCCACACUGCCUGCAUCAAACUCCUAUCAGCCGACAGCAGGCCUGAAUCGACCCGGCAGCUACUUUCCCAAAGCAGUGACCCUGCUAUCAGAAAAGAAGGAAAAUUUCGUGUAUUGAACCACAUCUUCUCAUGUAAAAAGAAGAAAGAACUGCAUGCCACACGGCAAAGGGAGCUGAGCCGAGAGCGCCACCUGCAAGAAGAGACCUCUGAAGUGGAUGACAUCAUCACCAUGUUCGACUGCAUUGUUGAUCUCCCUGCCAAGGAGGACAGCAGAAAGCAACCUAAUGAGCCCGAAAGGCUUGAGGACCCCACUCCCAAGGACCACAGGAGCCUACCUCCUAUACGCACACAGAGUCUUCCACCUAUCACUCUGGGAAACUCUUUGUUAACCAACUUGCACAAUGCACCACAUAGAACUGUGUCAGGGCAGAUGGUUAGUCAUUUGGCCCACAGGUCACAGAAGAGCAAGAGUGAACAUGACCUGUUUGACAGCAGAACAAGGGCUCAGAAAGGCACAGGUCCUCCUUGGAAAACAGAAUCCAGUCAGUUGCUAACCCACAAGGCUUGGGUGUCACCUCCUUCUGACAGGAUGCUGGAUAAACUGUUACACGAAACACCAAGUCCUAUAGAUGUGCUUUGCUCCAACCACACACCCUAUAUCCAGAGAAAUGACCAAGUUGCAAAUACGCAUCUGGUACCACUGCGAAUGAGAGACUCGGCCUUGACGCGCAACAGCUUGGCUCCCAUUCGUGACCACUGCACUCACCGAUUCUCUCUGCCACCUGAUCAAGUCUCUCAAGGAGUAAGGAAGUCCAAAUCCCUGCCCCUCAGCUCUCUGGGGCGUAGUCUAGCAGGACUCCCGCCUCCUGUAACGUCUAAGAGUCACAGACCAGGCAUCCAUCAGAGCCAGUCUCUGUGUUCCUUUCCUGCUCCUCUGAGCACUGAGCCGCUGCGAAACAUGCAAGUUCUUCCCGCUAUCCCACCCCAAAGGAAACGAAGCCCUUCACCUCCGAAAUUCCCGAAGACAACUGAGAAUAACACCAACAGAAGAACCUGAUGCCUUUUCUCAGCCACAUUAAAACUGGUUUCUGUCUGUAAACUCGAAAAUACUAUGAUCUUCUGGUUUUAUUUGAUUGCUCGGACUGUCAGUAAACUCCCAGUAUAUAUUUUCAUGAGGACUUGAGAAGAAGGAGGUUCAUUUUAAUGCAUUGCUAUUGUUAAAAUGUUUGAUAAAGUUUAUGAUGAUAUCAGCCUAUUUUUACACAUGUUUUUACAAAAUAAUAGACACUUGUCUAUGGCAUGCACUGUGUAUGAUCUGAUUUCUGGUUUACCUAUAUCUUACACAAACAUACCUGUAGUUUGAUUAUUUAAGUUAAAUGUUUUAAAUAAUUAACAUUAAUAAAUGGGCUUGUACUUUUUGGAAUAUCACGGAUCAUGGACUGACUUAUGAUUGCAGCACAAAUACAAUGUUCAAAUACAAUACCCUCCACUAAAAAAACCUGUUUUGUAUGCAAUCGUUUGAUAUCCGUUAGAGCAGAGUAUUUUUGUGAGCGAAAGAUCAAAAGGUUAAAGAAUAAAGACAAUUUUUCACAGCCUUCUUUGCUCGUAUUUACCAAGGGGACCAAUAUUAGUGGAGGGCACUGUAUAUAUUCAACUCAAAUGACCAGUUAAAUAAAAACAUGAUGGGGCAUGCUGUUAGUUAAAACAAAAAAAUGCAACUUGUAAUGUUACAGAAACUGGAGACUCCUUCCAAAAAUGCCUGGAAAACCCCUCCUCAAAGAAAACUUAACCAUAGCGAGUACAUGCUUUCAAAAAAAUUAAUAAUGUGGAAUGUCUGUCAUACAAGUUCCUGUGUAUGUUGUUACUAUAGAAACAAGUACAUAUAUAUGAUAUAAACUUUGCCGCUGACACGAGUGUCAGAGUUGCUGUUAAUUUAAGAAAUGUAAUCAACGCCAUCUGAUAUGAAUUGGC
This is a messenger RNA of Ictalurus furcatus (blue catfish), 4345 nucleotides long. RefSeq names its product ankyrin repeat domain 55 (gene ankrd55). The record is from RefSeq and is a predicted model, not a curated record. Lineage: Eukaryota; Metazoa; Chordata; Actinopteri; Siluriformes; Ictaluridae. The coding region runs from base 1470 to 3431 and encodes 653 amino acids. Gene Ontology annotation, molecular function: protein binding. The transcript has 11 exons.